Messenger RNA from Ceratotherium simum simum (southern white rhinoceros), 4070 nucleotides. RefSeq names its product quiescin sulfhydryl oxidase 2 (gene QSOX2). Gene Ontology annotation, cellular component: Golgi membrane. The record is from RefSeq and is a predicted model, not a curated record. Gene Ontology annotation, biological process: protein folding. Gene Ontology annotation, molecular function: flavin-dependent sulfhydryl oxidase activity; protein disulfide isomerase activity. Lineage: Eukaryota; Metazoa; Chordata; Mammalia; Perissodactyla; Rhinocerotidae.
UUUUCUGGGACUUCAUACCAGUAACUAUCCAACAACAGGGUAAUUUUAGGGGCAGAUAGCCACAUAUUUUUCUGUCCUUGCACUAACCAACUACUGCAAAUAAGUGUUGCAGCUGGUUUGAAUUUUAAGAUUUUUUUCACAUGGCUUCAGAAUUCCUGGGCACCAUGCCCUCCGUGUCCUGCUUCCUGCACCCGUUGGCUCUGACAGUCCCUUUGCCUCACAGGAGACCCCCAGACCAACCCCAGCCCCUCGUCAGCAGAGGAGAAGACCCGGCUUCUGAUGGAAAGCCAUGCACGGAGCUUCCAGGGCCGGAGCCCCCACUCCCUGGCCGGAGAGGGUCCCUGCAGCCCCCGGGAAGCCAGCGUGGUUGGAGGCAGCACGAGCCAAGCGGGAUCGGAAUUGGGGCUGGGUUUUGCCGGCAGCCCCACAGGGGAGCCCCACGAGACGGAAAGCUGGUCAGGGGAGCGGAGGAUAGAGACCUGUUGGCAGGAGGACCCCCAUGACCCCUUCUCCUGGCAGGAAGCUGCCCAGCUGACCGCCUCUCCAGCUCCUGCAGCAGCUGAGGAGAUGGCGCCAUGCGCCCAGCACAAGGGCAGCCCCCUGCCCUGGCUCACAGCCCCCUUGGACCUGGGCUCCGCGUCCGAGUCUGCUCCCGGGACCUGCUCGGGGUCUUCGGCCUCGUCCUCUGGGAGCGGCCUGUCGUGUCCCUCUCUCCAGGAGUUUCAGAAAGCCUCUGCCAUCCUGGUCCAGCUUUCCCAGAGCUCCAUCUCCCUGUCGGACUGGGAAGCCGGGGACACCCCGGAUGCAGACUGCGGCUGGUCUGGGGAGUUAUCUGCGGGAGACUCCUGGGGGUGCCCCCAGGGCGGAGGGCAGGUGACCUGGGAGAGGCCGGAGGGCAGCAGGGCCGGUCCCCUGCGCAGCUCCUCCCCUGUGUCAGGAGGCCCAGAACCAGUGCGAGGCCUUCUGCGGGCGGGCUGGCCACUGCCUCUCCCCGAUGCCCCCUCUCCGAGGUCAGGGUCGGAGCUGUCAGUGGCGUCCAGUGAGGUCCGGGACGAAGAGAAUCUGCCAGAGCCUGGCGCUGGUGCCGAGAUAGCCUCAGGGUGCUCCUUGCCUGCAGGAGGCUCCUCCGACCUGGAAAGCAGCGAGGCACCUGGAGGGGCACUUCCUUCCUGGGACCCUGGGGAGGGACAGGAAGCUUCUGGAGCCAGUGGGAGCCUGACCAGUGGAUCAAGUACAGGAAAAGCCAAGUGGACGUCCCCUAAGGCUGCCUGCAUGGCAUUUCCAUGCCAAGCCUCUUCCUCCAGUGACGUAGACCCUUCCCUUUCCAUUCCCUUGAGGACCUUGGCAUCUGAAGGGGUGGAUUUCAGCAAAGGAGGAGAGACUGGGCCUCCGCAGGCCUUGGCUGGCUGCCCAGAGGGGCCCCAGGAUGCUGACCUGAGUUCAUCCACCGACAGGAAACCCCUACAGGCCUCACCUGAGCCUGAGGUCCCUGUGAGCCCGCAGGCUCCUCCUGGGGACCCCAGUGGGCUGGCAGCUCCAGCAGCUAAGAGCCGGGUGCCUGGGUGUGGGGGCAGCGGAAGCCCCUCUGUCCCGGAGGAAGCCCACUCCCCCCUGGCUGGCUGUGUCUUGCCUGAGAUCCUGUCCCCUGUCGAUGAGGUGCUGUCCUGUGGCACAGACAGUGAGGCCGACGCCGACAGCCUCCACUCAGAGGACUUCCCUGCCCCGCCCGAAGACGCCACAUGUCCAGGGGGCUGGCUGGGCCCCCAGGGGGAGGACGCCUCCCUUAACGCUGGCAAGUUGCCCUCCUUGUCCGGGGAGGGCCUGCCCGAGGCACUGUCCCCGGGGCCCCAGGAGUCGAGGCUCUGCCUGGGGGCAGCUGGACGGGGCAGAAGCCUUGGGGAUGAAUUGGGCCUCUGCGUGGAUCUCCUGGGUGUGGAGAGAGCCGAGGUGGUGGAUUUGGUCUCCACCCAGCUCACCAGAAGGAUCCUGUGCGAUUCACUAGCUGUGCUGUCAGAGCUGGCCCAGCCGGGCAGCCCACCGACAGAGGAGCUGGCGGGCGCGGGCGGGGCGGCGCGGCUGUACCGCGCGGGCGAGGACGCCGUGUGGGUGCUGGACAGCGGCAGCGUGCGCGGGGCCACGGCCAACAGCUCGGCCGCGUGGCUCGUGCAGUUCUAUUCCUCGUGGUGCGGCCACUGCAUCGGCUACGCGCCCACCUGGCGGGCCCUGGCCGGGGAUGUGCGAGACUGGGCCGCUGCCGUCCGAGUCGCCGCCCUGGACUGUGCGGAGGAAAAGAACCACGAGGUGUGCCGAGCCUACGACAUCCACUUCUACCCCACCUUCCGGUAUUUUAAAGCAUUUACAAAGGACUUUACAACUGGAGAAAAUUUUAAAGGGCCCGACCGAGAGCUGCAAACGGUGAGACGAACGAUGAUCGAUUUCCUGCAGAACCACACUGACAGAAACAGGCCUCCUGCCUGCCCAUCUUUGGACCCUAUUCGGCCCAGUGACGUUCUUUCCCUCCUUGACAACCGUGAUGGCCGUUACGUGGCGGUUUUAUUUGAAGGCAACAGCUCCUACGUUGGACGUGAGGUGAUUUUGGACCUGAUUCCAUAUGAGAACAUCGUGGUGAAGAGAGCACUGAGUGUGGAGAAGGCCUUUCUGGAGAAACUUGGUGUUACCUCUGUUCCUUCAUGUUACUUGAUUUACCCAAAUGGGUCACACGGAUUAAUUAACAUUGGGAAGCCUCUCCGAUCGUUCUUUUCCUCUUACUUGAAGUCGUUGCCGGAUGUGAGGAAAAAAUCACUUGCAUUGCCUGAAAAACCACACGAAGACAGUUCUGCAGUUGUGGUUUGGAGAGAGUUUGACAGGUCGAAACUGUACACGGCAGACCUCGAGUCGGGGCUGCACUACCUCCUGCGAGUGGAGCUGGCUGCCCACAAGUCCCUGGCCGGGGCCGAGCUGAAAACCCUCAAGGACUUUGUGACUGUCGCUGCCAAGCUGUUCCCCGGCCGGCCGCCAGUGAGGAAGCUGUUGGAGACGCUGCAGGAGUGGCUGGCCAACCUCCCCCUGGACAGGAUCCCCUACAAUGCCGUCGUCGACCUGGUCAACAACAAAAUGCGGAUUUCUGGACUAUUCCUUCCUAGUCACAUAAAGUGGGUUGGAUGUCAGGGGAGCCGACCAGAGUUGAGGGGUUACACGUGUUCGCUCUGGAAGUUGUUCCACACUCUGACUGUGGAGGCUGGGGCCCACCCAGAGGCGCUGGACGACACAGGGUUUGAAGACGACCCCCAGGCAGUGCUGCAGACCAUCAGGAGGUACAUUCACACCUUCUUUGGCUGUAAGGAAUGUGGUGAGCAUUUUGAGGAAAUGGCUAAAGAAUCCAUGGAUUCUGUGAAAACCCCAGACCAAGCAAUUCUCUGGCUGUGGAAGAAACAUAACCUGGUAAACAACCGCCUGGCAGGCCAUCUGAGUGAGGACCCCCAGUUUCCAAAGGUUCCUUGGCCUACUCCGGACCUCUGUCCACCCUGCCACGAGGAAAUUAAGGGCCUGGACAGCUGGAACGAAGGUCAGGUGCUCCUGUUCUUGAAGCGGCACUACGGCAGCGACAACCUUGUAGACACAUAUUCCGCGGACCUGGGAGAUGCCAGCGAAGGAGGUCCCCCGGCCGAGGGCCAGGAUGGGGAGAGGGGCCGCCCUUCCCCAGAGAAGCCGCAUAGAGACCAGGCCAAGAGUCUCCAUCCGCCCAGCGCGCAGCCUCCCCGACCUCGCCGGUCAGAGGGGUUGCACCAAGGACUGGACCUGAAACUCGAGAGUCUGAACGGGGCCGCGGGCCGCAGGGAGGCGGGGGCAGCCAUGCCCUUUCUCGGGCUGGGCUUCUCCAGCCUGGACAUGAGCCUCUGCGUCGUGCUCUAUGUGGCCUCCUCCCUGUUUCUCAUGGUGAUGUACUUUUUCUUCCGAGUGCGGUCCAAGCGGUGGAAAGUCAGGCAUCACCACCCGUCCGUGUAGAACUUAGCAAGACCGUGGAAGCGCCUCUGGGAAAACAGCCCCCCCACGCCACCUGCUGCUUUACU